Molecule: messenger RNA, 1535 nt
Organism: Phlebotomus argentipes
Lineage: Eukaryota; Metazoa; Arthropoda; Insecta; Diptera; Psychodidae
Exons: 4
Coding region: 1-1470 (489 amino acids)
Source: RefSeq, a predicted model, not a curated record
AUGCCUCACGCGCUGUGGCUAGUGAUCUCACUGUCGGUCAUUGGAAUUGUGACAUGCAAUCCAACCACUCUGCGUCCACUGUAUGGACAGAGGUAUGAGGAAGAGGCCCUGCCGCCGAUCUACAAUAGUUUGAGUGAUGUGCAGAAGUAUCCACCGAGUGAAUACACGGAGCCCAUCUUCUUGCCUAUUCCCGCCAAAAAUUACCACCCCCAGAAGACGCACGAGACCUUAAGCCGGGAGCCGAAAGACUUCAACCCUCUGGACUUCAGUGCUUACACAGUGAGACCCAGUAGAAAUUCUAAAGCUGAGGAAUCCGAGGAAGUGACUGAGAGUUCCAGGGAAAGUACAGUGACAAAUGCUCCGCCAAAGGACUUCCCAAUGCCCAGUUAUGUGACGUUUUAUGGCAAAAUAUUGCCUCGAAUUGAGAAACUACCGGAUAACAGACCUCAGCCUUUGAUAGCUCCUCGGCCAAAGCCUCGACGCUCUAUGAAUCAAUUCCUGGGAAAUCCUACAGCCAUUCCGCUAAGGCUGAAGAAUGAUGAAUUGAGAGCCAAUAAGCAGACAAAGUUCAGGGAUGUAGAAUUUAUCCAUCCGACAGUUGGCAGGGCUCGAGAUGUGGACAAAGCUCGUCUGAUUCAAUUUGAAGACACCACGGAGAAAAAUCAAGAUUUAGAAGUUGAGAGAGAAUUGACAAAGAAAAUCCUCUACGACGAUGUAUUUUACCAUCCGGAAAGCAAGAGAAAACAUAAGAGAAAGACACCCAAGUUGGCAUCUUAUAAGAAUCCCAAGAAUAAGCCUAAUGACGGAGAUUUCUCAUUUAUUGUCUUCACCGGUGACAAAAAUGGGGGCAAGAGCUUGGACAAGAGUGCAAAGCUCAGGAGUCCUUUGAAGAAUUUUCCGGGAAAGAAACGAGAGCGAGGAAUUAUCACUAACACGACUAAAGUGUAUUAUAACUUUGAGCACACUCACAAGCCGAAUAAGCAACAGGCGCAGGCGUCGGAUCACUACGAAACAACCCUUCCCAAUCCUGAACUCUCAGACGCCACUGAGAGAUAUUCUUCCAAAUAUCGCACACCAGAUUGGGAAAUCCUCUCGGAUGAGAAGGAAUACUCUGGCCAACAGCGACCACCCUUUCUUCCCACUGUUCUCACACCACUGGUGAGAAUUGAGAAGCCCCAAACUGAUGACUACCUUGACGAUCAAAAGGAGGCAAAUAGUGAUAAGUCUGAGAAGCAGAAGAACAGAGAUUCAGACGAUGUUCAGCAAUACUUUCAAUUCGUUAAUGUACUAGGACAUGAUGGUAGUUAUAAUGCUGGUGCACGGAAAGGAAAUGAUAAUCACUUUGUAGAAUCUUUUGAGCGCAAGGGAAAGGGGAAAUUUCAGAGAAAAGUUCGCUGGGGCGACAAGGAGGGUGGCUACGGCGAACACGUCUGGGAUCUGAAUCAUCACAAGGAAGCAAAGUCCGCCUGAGAGAGAGACAAGAGUGAUCUUAGAGUAGAGAAUUUUAUAUACACACACACGUAGGGACAAUUAAA